Molecule: messenger RNA, 10905 nt
Organism: Poecilia reticulata (guppy)
Lineage: Eukaryota; Metazoa; Chordata; Actinopteri; Cyprinodontiformes; Poeciliidae
Source: RefSeq, a predicted model, not a curated record
AAAAACAAAGAGCUGCAUAAAUAUCCAGCUCUUCACAUGACGGGCCUCGCUGCUGCAGCGCCACCUGCUGGAAAACAUCAGCGCUGCUGGAGCGGCCGGCCGCCGCCAGGGGGCGCCGCAGGCCGCGCACAUUCCUCCUGCCUCAAGCUGUUAGCUCCGAUUAAAACGUCAAAAUGCGGCCAGACAGCAGUGAUGACGUCAUGUUUAAUACCUCCCAGCAUGUUCUGGUUCCGAUCCAGCUGCAAUAGAACCAGGUCUCAACUCAUUAACACACGAACAUCUGCAGACAUUUAUUAUUCUGACUGAAAUGAGUUCUGGAUGUUUGAAACCUGCAGAUGAUCCAGAAAGACGCGUAAAAACGGGAAAACUUUCCCAGUUUUCCAGACAGUUUUCCAGACAGUUUUCCAGACAGUCUUCCAGACAGUCUUCUGCUCCUUCCCUUCCCGGCAUGCUGCGCCGCCGUCUCCAUCUGCAGCCGCGCGCUCCUCCAUCAUUGGAAAGGAAUGCAGAAAUAUGGAAAAGUUUCCGUGCGCGUGCCAGCCCUCAGAGUUACGCACCACUUUCUGGCCCGGCUGUGUCGUAAGCGCUGGGAGUGCUGGGAGUGCUGGGAGCAGCCCCCCUGUUAAGUAGCGGGCCGCGUGGAAACCCUCCCCACUUGGAAGAGGCUCCCCGACGCGUCUGGGAAGCCACAGAACCCACGGAGACCCCGAACCGGACCGGACCGGACCAGCCCGAGGCUUUCCUCCCGUUUCCAGAGCAGAACCAGCAGCUUCCCGCGCAGCUCGUCGCAUGCUGAGCUGAGGAAGAGGAGCCGAAGAUGAAGAGCGUCCUGCUGCUGCUGCUGCUGCUGGCCGCCUCCCGGGCCCAGGACCAAGUGGACGCGCCGAGCGAUUUAAGGUUUAAGAUUUUAAAUGAGAACACGGUUCAGAUGAUCUGGAGUCGGCCGCUCAGCAGGAUACAGGGCUACAGGAUACACGUGACCUCUGACUCAGGCGAAGCGGCGAGACAGCUUUCUCUGCCUGCCUCUGCGACUAAGACGUCCAUCUCAGAGCUGCGUCCUGAUGUGGACUAUGUGGUCACCAUGGUGGCGUUCGCCGGGCCCCAGCAGAGUCUGCCCGUCUCUGGCCAGCUCACACUCGAGUCGAGCAGCAGCUCCAGAGGAACCAGGAAACCCGAUUCCUCCGAUCCAGUCAGGUGCCCGGCCUCUGCUGCCGCUGACCUGCUCUUCCUGGUCGACGGCUCCUGGAGCGUCGGCAGGCCGAACUUCCAGCACAUCCGCAGCUUCCUGGCGGCGGCGGCCGGGGCGUUCCAGGUCGGCGAGGACCGGACCCGCGUUGGCGUGGUCCAGUACAGCGACGACCCGCGGACCGAGUUCGGCCUGAGCCAACACCUGACCCGACCCGCUCUGAUGAAGGCCAUCGGCUCGCUGCAGUACAAGGGGGGCAACACCAGGACAGGCGAUGCGCUCGGCCACCUGCUGUCCAGCGGCUUCACCGAGGCGUCCGGCUCCAGGCAGGACGUCCCCAAGCUGCUGCUCAUCAUCACGGACGGGAAGUCGGACGACCCGGUGGACGGCGCCGCCCGGCAGCUGAGGAGCCGGGGCGUGGACGUGUUCGUCCUGGGUGAGCCGCCGGACCUCGUGGAUCCGGCCUCUAACCUCCGAGUCGUCGAGGUGGCCUCCAAGUCCAUGCGGGUGAGCUGGGACGCCUCCGGCGGAGACGUUUCAGGCUACCGGGUCCAGACGAUCCCCAUGACGGCCGGCAGCAAGCAGCAGGAUCUGUACCUGGCCUCGUCUCAGACCUCCGUGGUGGUCAGAGACCUUUCCCCUGACACCGCGUACCAGGUCAACGUUUUCGCCUUGCAGGCCCUGAUGGCCAGUGAGCCUGUGUCGGUCAUGCAGAAGACAGAACCUGUUAAAGUCUCCCUGGAGUGCUCUCUGGGGGUGGAUGUGCAGGCCGACGUUGUGCUCCUGGUUGACGGAUCCUACAGCAUCGGCGUGGCAAACUUUGCCAAAGUGAGAGCUUUCCUCGAAGUUCUGGUGAACACCUUUGACAUCGGCCCAAACAAAGUCCAGAUCGCCUUGGUGCAGUACAGCAGGGACUCGCACACCGAGUUCCACCUGAACACUCACCAAGACGUCGACGCCGUGGUCAAGGCGGUGAGGACUUUCCCGUAUCGCGGCGGCUCGACCAACACCGGCAGGGCCAUGACCUACGUCAGGGAGAAGAUCUUCCAGAGCAGCAGGGGGGCGCGCGCCAACGUCCCCCGCGUCACCAUCCUCAUCACCGACGGCAAGUCGUCCGACGCUUUCAAAGAUCCAGCCACCAAGCUGAGGAACGCCGACGUGGAGAUCUUUGCCGUGGGCGUUAAAGACGCCGUACGAAGUGAGCUGGAGGCCAUCGCCAACGCCCCCGCGGAGACGCACGUCUACACGGUGGAGGACUUCGACGCCUUCCAGAGGAUAUCCAAGGAGCUGACGCAAUCCAUCUGCCUGAGGAUCGAGCAGGAACUCCGCAGCAUCUUCCAGAGACACGCCGGGCCGGCGAAGAACCUGGUCACCAGCGACGUCAGCGCCUCCAGCUUCAGGACGACCUGGACAGCGGCGCCCGGAAACGUCCAGGCCUACAAGGUCCGCUGGAAGUCCCUGUUCUCUGGGGAGCAGGGGGACAAAACCGUCCCAGGGGACGAGACGUCCACUGUCCUGGACGGUCUGAGUCCAGAGACCCGCUACCAAGUGUCUGUUAUCGCCGCCUACGACCACAAAGACAGCGAGCCGCUGACCGGGCUGGAGACCACGGACGCGUCUCCAGCGGCCAAGUCUCUGACGGUGUCCCAUGAGACGGAGCGGACCAUGAAGGUCACAUGGACACCGGCUCUGGGGAGCGUCCUCAACUACCGUCUGAAGCACGUCCCCGUGGACGGAGGCAGAGAGGUGGUCCUGAAGCUGCCGGGGACGGCGGCGUCCACCGUCCUGAAGCGCCUGCAGCCCGACACGUCCUACAGCGUCUCCGUCCUGCCCGUCUACAAGCGCGGGGACGGAAAAGCAAGGCAAGGAGUAGGAACGACACUGCCGGCCUUCAAGGCCCCCAGGAACCUGCUGACCUCUGAACCCACUAAGACCAGCUUCAGGGUCUCCUGGGACCCGGCUCCGGGGGAGGUGCGGGGCUACAGGGUGACCUUUCACCCCUCUGGCAGCGCGGUGGACCAGGGGGAGCUGAUGGUGGGUCCGUACGACAACACGGUGGUUCUGGAGGAGCUCAGGGCGGGAACCCAGUACUCUGUGGCUGUUUUCGGGAUGUUUGACGGCGGCGUGAGCUCGCCGCUGGCCGGGGAGGAGAAAACCACGCUGAUGGAUGAACCGGAACCGCUGCCUCUGGAUCCCUCUGACAACCAGUGCCGGACGCCGGCCAAGGCCGACAUCGUCCUGCUGGUGGACGGCUCCUGGAGCAUCGGACGCAUCAACUUCAAAACCAUCCGCAGCUUCAUCGCCCGCAUGGUCGGCGUGUUCGACAUCGGCCCCAACAACGUCCAGAUCGCUCUGGCCCAGUACAGCGGCGACCCGAGAACCGAGUGGCACCUGAACGCACAUGCGACCCGAGAGUCACUGCUGAACGCCGUCAACAAUCUGCCGUACAAAGGAGGGAACACCAUGACAGGAAUGGCUCUCCGCUUCAUCCUGGAGAAAAGCUUCCAGCCGUCGGUGGGGAUGCGUCCCGACUCCCGGAAGAUCGGCGUUCUGAUCACCGACGGGAAGUCGCAGGAUGAGAUCAUCGUGAGCUCCCAGAGCCUGAGGGACAGCGGCAUCGAGCUGUACGCCGUCGGCGUGAAGAACGCCGACGAGAACGAGCUGCGCUCCAUCGCCACCGACCCGGACGAGAUCCACAUGUACAACGUGGCCGACUUCCGCUUCCUGCUGGACAUCGUGGACGACCUGUCCAGCAACCUGUGCAACAGCGUGAAGGGCCCAGAGGAUUCUGGUUCCGAGCUGGGCCCGCCCACCGACCUGGUGACCUCUGAGGUCACGCAGUACUCCUUCAGAGCCUCCUGGAUGCCACCAGAGGUCCCCGUCGAGCAGUUCAGGGUCACCUACAGGAUGGCCGCCGGAGGCCCCACCAUGGAGGUCCUGGUGGACGGCGAGGUGACCACCGCGGUUCUGGAGAACCUGACGCCGCUCACGCAGUACGUGGUGAACGUGUUCGCCGUGCUGGAGGGCGCCAGCAGCGAGCCGCUGAAGGGAACCGAGACCACCUUGCCGCUGCCUCCUGCGAGCAACCUGAAGGUUUACGACGAGACGUCCAGCAGCAUGAGGGUGAGCUGGGAGGCGGCAGCCGGAGCGAGCGGCUACCUGCUGCUGUACAGCUCCAUCAACGCCUCGGAGCCUCAGCAGGAGCAGGAGGUUCGUGUCGCCGGAGGCGUGACGAACACCCAGCUGCUGCAGCUCAUCCCCAACACGCAGUACGGCGUCACACUCAUCGCUCUGCACGGCGAGGCCACCAGCGAGACCCUGGAGGGUCGCGGGGUCACCUUACCUCUGUCCCCGGCUGGAGAGCUGAGGAUCAGCGGCGUCACCCACAGCAGCAUGAUGCUGAACUGGGACGCGGCUCCUGGAGCCGUCCGCAGAUACAUGAUCGCCUACAAACCUGACGGGGGAGAGCUGAAGGAGGUGGAGGUGAACGGUGACAUCACCACGCUGCAGCUGACCGGCCUGAUCUCCCAGACGGAGUACGACGUCGCCGUCACCCCCGUGUACGACGACGGACCCGCCGCCCCCAUGCUCGGAACCGCCAUCACAGAUGUUGUCCCGGCUCCCAAGAACCUGCAGUUCUCCGAGGUGACCCAGAACUCCUUCAGAGCCACCUGGGAACACGGCGCUCCAGAUGUGGCGCUCUUCCGGAUCUCAUGGAGCAAGAAAGGCGAGAAGGACCUUAAGAACGAAAUCCUGAGCAGCGAUGAGAACUCGUACGUUCUGCAGAACCUGGACCCGGACACGGAGUACCUGGUGACCGUCACGGCCAUCUAUCCCGACGAGUCGGAGAGCGAGGACCUGAUCGGAACCGAGCGGACCUUGCUGAAGGCUCCAGAUGUGCGACCCGAGCCGCCGCGGAACCUGCGGGUGUUCAACGCCACCGUCUCCUCGCUGACUGUGAAGUGGGACGCCGCUCCCGGUCCCGUCAAGAACUACAAGGUCACGUACCUGCCGGUCGCCGGCGGCGAGCCUCAGACGGUAAGGCCCGGCCCGGAUCCUGGAGGGGAUUCGUCACGGGGAUCAGAGAGCAAAGGGAUAACAACAAUUAAGGCUGUGUUUGCCGUUGCAGAGCCCCUGGGCGGCGUGAGGAACCUGCAGGUGCUCAACCCCACCAUGACCACGCUGAACGUGCGGUGGGAGCCGGCGGAGGGCCGGGUCAGCGAGUACAAAGUGAUUUACGCUCCGGCAGCCGGAGGAGCGGAGAGCAUGGUAGGACUGGAAACGGUGUCGGCGGGAACCACGGCCACCAUCCUGCGCGGCCUGCAGCCCGACACGCUGUACUCCGUCACGCUGGUUCCGGUUUACGCUGAGGGAGAUGGGAAGAGGAUGUCUGAAAACGGGAAAACCAGAGCGUUGGGCGGCGUGAAGAACCUGGUGGUGAGCGACCCCACCAUGACCUCCCUGAACGUCCGCUGGGACCCGGCCGACGGCGCCGUGCGCCUCUACAAGGUCUUCUACGUUCCGGCCGCCGGCGGCCGAGAGGAGAUGGAACAAGUUCCCUCAGGAACCACAGCCACCGUCCUGAGGAACCUGCAGCCCGACACGCUGUACACCGUGUCCGUGGUGCCGCUGUACCCGGCGCGCGAAGGCCGGCGGCAGUCCGAGGACGGCAAGACGCUGCCUCUGAGCGGCGUCAGCGGCAUGAGGGUCAGCAACCCCACCAUCACCACGCUCGCCGUCAACUGGGACGCCGCCGACGGCAACGUCCAGGGCUACAAGGUCAUCUACGUCCCGGCGGACGGCGGCCUGGAAAUCGUGGAACAAGUGUCCGAGAGCACCACCUCCACCGUCCUGCAGAAGCUGCUGCCUGACACCAGCUACACCGUCACCGUGGUGCCGGUGUACGCCGAGGGAGACGGACCCAGCCUGACCGACACCGGCAAGACCAGGCCGCUGGGGUCCGUCAGGACCCUGCAGGUCACCGACCCCACCACCAGCACCCUGAACGUCCGCUGGGAGCCGCCCGAGGGAAACGUCCGCGAAUACAUCGUGAUCUGGGAGCCGACGGCCGGCGGAGAGCAGGAAGUGGACCAGGUCCCUGGAACCGCGUCCAGCACCGUCCUGAAGCAGCUGCAGCCGGACACGGAGUACUCAGUCACCGUCGUCCCCGUCUACCCGGAGAUGGAGGGGAAGUCCAUGUCUGAGACGGGGAAGACAAAUCCGCUGGGCGGAGUGAGGAACCUGAAGGUGGUGGAUCCCUCCAUCGGCACGCUGACCGUCCGCUGGGACCCGGCCGUGGGAAACGUCCGCACCUACAAGGUCUUCUACGCCGCGCAGCCCGGAGGACAGCAGGAAGUGGAGGAGGUUUCCGGCGGCACCACCAGCACCGUCCUGAGGAACCUGCAGGCCGACACGCUCUACAGCGUCGCCGUGGUUCCCGUCUACCCCGACGUGGAGGGGAUCCGGCAGGAGGACCAGGGCAGGACGAAGCCUCUGGGCGGAGUGAAGAACCUGCAGGUCACCGACCCGACCACCAGCUCCCUGAGGGUCCGCUGGGAGCCGGCCGAGGGCGACGUCCGCCAGUACCGGGUUCUGUACGCGCCGGCGGCCGGCGGCGCCGAGAGCGCGACGCAGGUUUCCGGGCUCAGCACCAGCGCGGUUCUGACGGACCUCAGCCCGGACACCCAGUACAGAGUGACCGUCGUGCCCGUCUACGACGACGUGGAGGGAAACCGCAUGUCUGAGAACGGGAAAACCAAGGUUCUGGGCGGGGUGAAGAACCUGAAGGUGACCGACCCGACCACCAGCUCCCUGAGGGUCCACUGGGAGGCGGCCGAGGGAAACGUCCGCCAGUACCGCAUCUUCUACGUCCCAGCAGCCGGCGGCGCCGAGGACAUGGAGCAGGUUUCGGGCGGAACCACCGACACGGUGCUGAGGAACCUGCUGUCGGACACGCCGUACACCGUUACCGUGGUUCCCGUUUACCCCGAGGGCGAAGGCUUGCGCCAGGCCGACAGAGGAAAGACCCUUCCGCGGACGCCGCCCAGGAACAUCCAGGUGUACAACCCGACGCCCAGCAGCCUGAACGUCCGCUGGGAGGCGGCGUCGGGCCGGGUGCAGCAGUACCGCGUGGCCUACGCCCCGCUGAGCGGCGCCCGGCCCGCCGGGUCGGUUCUGGUUCCUGGAAGCAUCACCAACGCCUACCUGGACAACCUGAUCCCGGACACGCCCUACGCCAUCACCGUCUCGGCGCUGUACGCCGACGCCGAGGGGGCGUCGGUCAAGGGCGACGGAAAAACACUGCCCCGAGCCGGCCCCAGGAAGAUGCGCGUGUACGACGCCACCACCAGCAGCCUGACGAUCGGCUGGGACCACGCCGAGGGCCCGGUCCGCCAGUACCGGAUCGCCUUCGCCCCCAUGGCCGGAGACCCCAUCACAGAGUUUACGAUGGUUCCAGGGAACCGGAACAACGCCAUGCUGCCCAAUCUGCUCCCAGACACGCCCUACAACAUCACCGUGGAGGCCGUCUACGCCGAGGGGCCCGGAGGGUCCCUGAACGGGAACGGGCGGACAAACUCGGGUUUGGAGAUGAAGCAUCGCUGGAUGUGCGUCAUUAGCCGCCAGAACAAAUCGGACUCUGUGAGGGUGGAGAACCGCAGACAGACUCAGCUGGGAGCCGUCCAGAGGACCCAGCGGGUUCUCCAGUCGGUUCCUGUUGGUUCCGGUCGGCUCCAGUCGGUUCCUGUCUCUGACCCGUUCCCGUGUCCGUCCUCCUCAGCCUCCAGUUUGGGUCAGCAGGAGGUCACCAUCCCGGCCGGCCUGCCUCAGUACUGCUUCGACGAACUCUCUCCGGACUCUGUGUACACGGCCACCGUCUUCGUUCAGACUCCCAACCUGGAGGGUCCAGGAGUCGGCGCCAAGGAGCGGACACUGGUGAAGCCGACUCCGGUUCCGACUCUGCCCCCGACCCCGACGCCGCCCCCCACCAUCCCACCUGGAUGGGCAGUGUGUAAAGGAGCCAAAGCAGACGUCGUGUUCGUCAUCGACGGCUCCUGGAGCAUCGGGGAGGAGAGCUUCUCCAAGGUCAUCCACUUCGUCUCCAGCAUCAUCGCCGCCUUCGACGUCGUCGGACCGUCAGGGAUGCAGGUUUCCUUCGUUCAGUACAGCGACGGCUCAAAGACCGAGUUCAAGCUCAACUCCUACGCAGACAAAGGCGUCGCCAUGGCAGCGGUGCAUCACAUCCGCUACCGAGGAGGAAACACCAAGACAGGUGUGUUUGGAUGGUUCUGGUCUGGUCCUGGUCCGGUCCGGUCCGGUCCUGGUCUGCAAGCCUCUGACCCGAGCCUCUCCCCAGGCUACAGCGUGUUCGCCAUCGGCGUGGCGGACGUGGACUUCGUGGAGCUGCAGCAGAUCGGCAGCCAGCCCAGCGACAGGCACGUGUUCGUGGUGGACGACUUCGACGCCUUCGACUCCAUCAGGGAGAACCUCAUCACCUUCAUCUGCGAGACGUCCACUUCCUCCUGUCCGCUCAUCUACCUCAACGGCUUCACCUCACCUGGGUUCAGGAUGCUGGAGGCCUUCAACCUGACGGAGAAGACCUACAGCUCCGUCCCCGGCGUCUCCAUGGAGCCCGGCUCCUUCAACAGCUACACGGCGUACCGGCUGCACCGCAACGCCUUCCUGACCCAGCCCAGCGCAGAGCUGCACCCAGACGGCCUGCCUGCCACCUACACCAUCAUCCUGAUGCUGCGCCUGCUGCCCGACUCGCCCGCCGAGCCCUUUGACCUCUGGCAGCUCUCCUCCAAGGACCACAAGCCUGAGACCGGGGUCACCGUGGACGGUUCUGCUCAGACCAUUUCGUUCUACAAUAAGGACGAAACCGGAGAAAUCCAGAGAGCCACGUUUGACCACAGCCUGGUGAAGAAGAUCUUCCAUGGCAGCUUCCACAAGCUCCACAUCCUGGUUUCCUCCAGCAGCGUGAAGCUGAAGGUCGACUGCCAGGAAGUGGAAGAGAAGAAGACAAAGGCAGCCGGCAACGUGUCCAGAGACGGGUACCAGGUUCUGGGCAAGAUGGCCAAGUCCAUCGGGUCCAAGGGCCAGUCUGCCACGUUCCAGCUCCAGAUGUUUGACAUCGUCUGCAACCUGGCCUGGACCAGCCGGGACCGCUGCUGCGACCUGCCCUCCAUGAGAGACGAGCUGAAGUGCCCCGCCCUGCCCAACGCCUGCACCUGCACGUCGGAGGCCAGCAGCCAGCCGGGCCCCCAGGGGCCGGUGGGCGCUCCCGGCAGUAAGGGGCCCCGAGGUGAACGAGGUGAAGCCGGAGCUCCGGGGCCGGCGGGGCCGCCAGGAACCAUCGGACCCCCGGGGCCCAUGGGUCUGCCCGGCCCCCAGGGACCCAGCGGCAUGUCCAUCCCUGGAGAGGCCGGCCGGCCGGGACCGAAGGGAGACCCCGGAGACUCCGGCCUGCCGGGUCAGAAGGGUUCUCCUGGUGCCGUCGGUCCCAUCGGACCCGUCGGACCUUCUGGAGUGAGGGGACCUUCAGGAAAGGAGGGACCAACCGGGCCCAGAGGACCACCAGGACCCAUGGGCCCUCCAGGAACUCCAGGAAUUCAAGGCCCUUCAGGACAGCCUGGGAACCCCGGGGACCUUGGCCCCCCGGGAGCCGUCGGUCCAAAAGGAGACAAAGGAGAGCGGGGCGACUUCGCCCCCCAGAACAUGAUGCGCUCCAUCGCCCGCCAGGUCUGCUCGCAGCUGGUCAGCGACCAGAUGAGCCGGGUCAACACCAUGCUGAACCAGAUCCCCAACGAGAACUACCGCAGCAGCAGCAGCCCGGGCCCCCCGGGGCCGCCAGGGCCGCCGGGCAGGCAGGGGCCCCGCGGGGAGCCCGGUGCCGGAGGCAGGAACGGGUUCCCCGGCAGCCCGGGCCAACCCGGCCAGCAGGGCGAGAGAGGUCCCGCAGGAGAAAAGGGCGACCGCGGAGUCCCAGGAGUCGGACAGAAAGGACCCCGAGGGCCGCCAGGUCCUCCAGGAGAGAGUCGGACCGGGACCCCGGGCCCCUCAGGCUCCCCCGGGCCCCGCGGCCCCCCGGGACGUCCGGGUUACGCCGGGGCCCGCGGCCCCCCGGGGCCCCCCGGCUACUGCGACUCCUCGCAGUGCGUGGGGAUUCCCUACAACGGCCAGGGAUACAUAGGAACCCGGGCCGGCGCCGCCCCCCAGGAGAACCAGCUGCUCCAGAACCAGCGCCGGAAGAGGUCGCUGCCCAGAACGCCGUCUGACAGGCUGACGUCAUAAGAGCGGCAGCUGAACGCCUGAAGGUGUUUGUCAAUACUGUUUGGCGCGGCGGUGUCGGCACUGGAGGAGGCGAGUGUUUGACCCAGUUCUUAGAACCGGAGGAGGUUCUGCUUGGGACCAGUAAACCCAGUAAACCCAGUAAACCCUGUGAGCUUCCCGUUUUCCUGCCUGUAACAUAUUUGCAUAGAGUGAAGUUAAAGCUUCAGGUCCAGUAUAACUCGGCUCUCAUGUGUAUCUUAGUAUUUAUCAGUUUGCCUUCAUUCUGCCGCUUCACCGUCCUGUGGUUCUACCGGGUCGAGUCAGAACCUUCCAGACGCAGCAUCACUUUUUAUUGGUUCAGCUGCAGAUUGUGAAAUCCACAGCCGUAUUUUCUUAUUUAUUUCUGAAAACGGAAGAGGCAUUUUUCAAUAAAACUACUGAAAAUCUCA